AUGUCUGGUUAUUCGGGUCCACCAUCGGUUAAUCCAUAUUGGUAUUAUGAUCCUCACGGAUAUCAACCUAAUGUUAGUGUUUCAUUCAAUACAAAUAUUUCAGUCAAUACAUCACCACAUUCAUCCUUUGAUAUGUAUAAUAACAAUAAUAAUAGUCGAUUUGUUGAUUCUGGUUAUCUAUCUCGAACACCUACGCCACCAACACCUGUACGUAUUCCUUCACCACAACCAGUAUCGAUGCGACACGAAUUAGAUACACAAGAGUCAGAUUUAAGAAUGUCGGAAAAACCAUUAGAUGACAAUAAACCACGUUUACCAUAUGUAAAGCGUACAAGAAUUCAAUAUACACUUCAACAAUUACACAUAUUAGAAACAGCUUUUCAAAAUAAUCAUUAUCCAGAAGUAACAAUUGUUGAUCACCUUGCUGAAGUUCUCGGUGUUCGACAUGAAAAAAUUUCAAUCUGGUUUCAAAAUCGACGUUCACGUUUCAAGAGACAACAGAAACCUAAAUCUACAUCAUCAUCAAAUGAUGUAACGAAAAAAAUAACAGUACUUCCAAUACCAUCACCAUCGUUUGAUCCAUCACCAUCUUAUGAUCCAUCAACUUCUUAUUAUCCAUCAUAUUUCUGGCCAUCUCCUAUAGUUGAUAAUCGAACAGCAGUAUCGUAUUCGACUAAUCCUCAUGUUCCAUCUUUUUAUGAUUCUAACACAAGUCCCCUGUGGAAUACGAAUAAUAAUGCGGGUUAUUUAAGCUCGACACAAUGGCAUCAAUCUUCGUGUUCAACAAUGAACUUAUCGUUAUCAUCUCCAUCAUCGCCUUGUAAUUCGUUACUGUCUGAACAUGUUCCGUCAAUGUAA
Rotaria sp. Silwood2 is the source of this 858-nucleotide messenger RNA. The record is from the annotation of a GenBank genome assembly. NCBI's taxonomy places the organism in Eukaryota, Metazoa, Rotifera, Eurotatoria, Philodinida, Philodinidae.